Molecule: messenger RNA, 2232 nt
Organism: Plodia interpunctella (Indianmeal moth)
Lineage: Eukaryota; Metazoa; Arthropoda; Insecta; Lepidoptera; Pyralidae
Gene: ApepP
Product: xaa-Pro aminopeptidase ApepP-like
Exons: 18
Coding region: 119-2119 (666 amino acids)
Molecular function (GO): metalloaminopeptidase activity
Source: RefSeq, a predicted model, not a curated record
GGCUGAAUAGACUCACGUCUAGUUGCUUGUCAGCGGCCGUUGCGUAAAUAGGUUCCAAGUUUAAAAUGUUUCGUUUUGAAGUUUAUUGUGAAUGAUUUUGAAAUUAUAAUUAUUUAAAAUGCGAUCGUGUGGUUUUUUGUUAAUAUUAUGGCUAUUGGCGGGUGUAUGCUUGUCAAGAAGCUAUAAAAAUCCCACAUUAUUUAACACAGCUAACGCCAUGAGCCUGCAGCGGCUGACAGCGCUUCGUGCGCUGAUGGCCAGCCAGCCUAAAGCGCUUGCAGCGUACAUCAUUCCCACGGCUGACGCGCACAACUCUGAGUACAUAUCUCCCGCGGACGCGCGACGCGAGUGGUUGUCCGGGUUCACAGGCUCGGCCGGCACUGCUGUGGUGACGCUGUCCAAGGCUUUAGUGUGGACCGACGGUAGAUACUACACGCAGUUUGAGAAGGAGACGGACGCGGCUAUUUGGACGUUGAUGAAGCAAUCUCUGCCUGACACACCGUCUAUGGAAAAAUGGCUAGCAUCUAAUUUAAAUGCAGGAGAUGUGGUGGGGGUAGACCCUCACACCAUGACCAGGGAAGAGUGGACUACUCUGAAGAACGGGCUCAAAAAAGCUAAAAUGGAGGUGGUCCCAGUGGAAGAGAAUUUAGUGGACAAGGUCCGUGUCCAGCUCAACGACCCGGCGCCGAAGCGGCCCAGCAACGAUAUCGUACCGUUGCCUGUCAAAUAUACUGGUAAAAAAGCAGGAGAGAAGAUCCAAGAGUUGAGGACUAAAAUAGCGGAGAAGAAAGCGGCUGCAUUCAUCGUCACCGCUUUAGACGAAGUCGCUUACACGCUAAACCUCCGCGGCAGUGACAUAGAAUACAACCCAGUAUUCUUCUCCUACCUCGUGAUCACUCCCACAACAGUAGUUCUGUUCUGCUCGCACCCUCUCUCCGACUCUGUCAAACAUCAACUCAGUGAGGAAGGGGUCGAGUUAAAACAGAUUCCCUAUGAGGAAAUCAUCGAUACUUUACAACAAUAUGCUAAAACAGAAUCUUCCGGUGAAUGCCGUCCAAUGUGGCUGUCAAACGAAGCCAGUGAAGCCGUACACAGAGCUGCCUCAGGUGUUGGCGUUCUAGAUAAACCCCUUGAUCUGAUAUCGGAAGUGUCUCCUGUCGCUUUGAUGAAGCUCGUGAAGAAUGAAGUUGAAUUACAGGGUUUCCGCAACUGUCACAUUCGCGACGGCAUUGCGGUCGUAAGAUUCUUCAGGUGGCUCGAGCAGAAUGUCAAUGAAACUACCAUCAGCGAAGUACAAGCUGCAGACAAACUUCUCGAGUUUAGAAAAGAGGAAUCAGAUUUUAUGGGCCCCUCGUUCGAGACGAUCCCGGGCGCGGGGCCCAACGGGGCCGUGAUCCACUACUCGGCGCCCCGGAGCGGGCCCCAGCACGUCAUUAGCCCCAAACACAUGUUCUUGCUCGACUCCGGUGGACAAUACAAAGACGGCACAACUGACAUUACUAGAACUCGUCACAUGAGUAAAGCCAAUCAGGAACAGAGGGACGCGUUCACAAGGGUCCUGAAGGGCCAAAUGAUGGUGGGCAGCGCCCUGUUCCCACAGAAAGUCAAGGGUAAUGUGCUAGAUAGUUUCGCCCGCAAGGCGCUAUGGGACGUGGGCCUGGACUACGCGCACGGCACGGGUCACGGGGUGGGGCACUUCCUCAACGUGCACGAGGGGCCCUCGGGCGUCUCCUGGCGGCCCUACCCUCACGACCCGGGGCUCAUGCCGGGACAAAUCCUUAGCAACGAGCCGGGUUACUACAAAGUUGGGGACUACGGCAUCCGUCACGAGGACCUGGUGGAGGUCGUCUCCGUCACGAAGGACUCUGACCAUCCAAGGGCGAAGAACUUAGUGGGCGAUUAUGGCGGGCGCGGGGUGCUGGGGUUCCGCACCAUCACGAUGGUUCCGCACCAGCGGGAGAGCAUUGACGUCAACCUGCUUGACGACUUCGAGUUGAACUACCUGAACAAUUACCACAAGAAGGUUCUGGAGACAUUGGGGCCGGUCCUAAAAGGCCGCGGGCUUGUAAAGGACCUGCAGUGGCUGGAGAGGGAGUGCCAACCGAUCGUCAGAGCUUAGGUCCAAACAAUGGCUCCUAUAAGAGUAACAAUUCCAGGAUAUUUGAGCAUGUAUAAUCAAGUUAAUAUAUUUUUAAUUCUCAUCCCUAAGCUUGUAAUAAAAUAAUAAGCCAG